AUGGCCUUCAAGAAGUCGAUUUCCUCUGCAGGCAUGCUGGCCUUGUCUGCCAUGCAGUUCGCACCCAGCGUCCUAGCCGAUGCUCAAACCUGCCCCAACGACUCCCCUCUCAGCUGCUCGAGUUCCUCCGAGAAGGCCUCCUGCUGCUUCAACAACCCGGGCGGAGCUCUCCUCCUAACCCAAUUCUGGGACUACGACCCUUCCACUGGUCCCAGCGACUCAUGGACCCUCCACGGUCUUUGGCCUGACAACUGCGAUGGCACCUACGAGGCAAACUGCGACGACUCGCGCGAGUACUCCAACAUCACUGCCAUCAUCGAGGACUCGGGCAGCUCCGAGCUUCUCGCCGACAUGAACAAGUACUGGAAGGACUACCAGGGCGAUGACGAGUCGUUCUGGGAGCACGAGUGGAACAAGCAUGGAACCUGCAUCAACACUAUUGAGCCAGACUGCUACGACGACUACUCCCCGCAGGAGGAGGUCGUCGAUUACCUCCAGAAGGCCGUUGACCUGUUCAAGAAGCUUGACAGCUACAAGGCUCUCUCCGCCGCGGGAAUCACCCCCUCCGAGUCAAAGACUUACACCCUAGACGCCAUCCACGAAGCCCUCGGCGACAUCCACGACGGCUACGCCCCCUACGUCUCCUGCGACGGCGACAACCUGAACGAGCUCUGGUACUUCUACUAUGUCCGGGGCAACCUGGUCACCGGGUCAUUUGAGCCUGCUGAGAAGCUCACCGACUCCAAGUGCCCCAAGUCCGGUAUCAAGUAUGUGCCCAAGGAGGGCGCUAAGAGCACCAGCACCAGCUCUAGCUCGGUUACUAUUCCUCCUACUGGUUCUUCUACCGGUACCCCGUCCGGAACCCCUACUGGGUCUCCUACUGGUUCUCCUACUGGGUCUCCUACUGGAACCCCUACUGGAGCGCCUGAGGACACAAUGACAAUCUUUGCUCAUUAG
This is a messenger RNA of Aspergillus puulaauensis, 957 nucleotides long. RefSeq names its product ribonuclease T2-like. Gene Ontology annotation, cellular component: extracellular region. Bases 1 to 957 code for a protein of 318 amino acids. The record is from RefSeq and is a predicted model, not a curated record. Gene Ontology annotation, molecular function: RNA binding; ribonuclease T2 activity. Gene Ontology annotation, biological process: RNA catabolic process. NCBI's taxonomy places the organism in Eukaryota, Fungi, Ascomycota, Eurotiomycetes, Eurotiales, Aspergillaceae. The transcript has 5 exons.